Impatiens glandulifera is the source of this 604-nucleotide messenger RNA. RefSeq names its product probable calcium-binding protein CML25. The record is from RefSeq and is a predicted model, not a curated record. Lineage: Eukaryota; Viridiplantae; Streptophyta; Magnoliopsida; Ericales; Balsaminaceae. Gene Ontology annotation, molecular function: enzyme regulator activity; calcium ion binding. The transcript has a single exon. The coding region runs from base 1 to 600 and encodes 199 amino acids.
AUGGGUUUCAAGGCCCUCUUCAGUAUGAAGAAGAAACAAGGCCCCGACGCCAUCGUAGCGUCCAUCGCCCCAUCUCUAGGAGCGAUCUCACGUUCUUCAUCAGUAGCCUAUCGUGCUCAAAUGGAAGAAGAACUCAAACAAGUGUUUAAAAAAUUCGACGUCAACGGCGACGGAAAGAUCUCAUCAUCAGAACUAGGAUCAAUGCUUGGAAACCUAGGACAUCCUGCCACAGAUGAAGAACUCAACAAGAUGAUUCGAGAUAUGGAUAAAGACGGCGACGGUUUCAUCGACCUGGCUGAAUUCAUCGAACUUAAUACAAAAGAUUUGGGUUCUGACGAUGUUCUUGAUAGUCUUCGAGAAGCAUUCUUGGUUUUUGAUAUUGAUAAGAAUGGAUCAAUAUCGGCCGAGGAAUUGCAGAAUGUUUUGAAGAGUCUGGGAGAUGAUUGUUCGAUCGCAGAGUGUAGGAGAAUGAUUAGUGGCGUUGAUAGUAAUGGCGAUGGGAUUAUAAGUUUUGAAGAAUUUAAGGUUAUGAUGAUUAGAGGGUCGCGAUUUGAUGCAAUGGAUGCAGAAAGAACAGGGGGAGCUGUUGAGAUCGAUUGAUUUA